Messenger RNA from Plenodomus lingam JN3, 666 nucleotides. RefSeq lists its product as uncharacterized. Gene Ontology annotation, molecular function: acetyltransferase activity. The record is from RefSeq and is a predicted model, not a curated record. NCBI's taxonomy places the organism in Eukaryota, Fungi, Ascomycota, Dothideomycetes, Pleosporales, Leptosphaeriaceae.
AUGGAACUAUCAGAUAACAAGCAGCGCAUGGCCCGCGGUGAACUCUACCACGCCUUCACACCCGAACUAGUCGCUGAGCGAGCCCGCUGCAAACAUGCCUGCGCUCGUUACAACAACGCCGGCGACGUGCCGCGGCGACAACUAACUGAACUGUUUCGAGACAUCGUACAAGACAAAACUCCUCUCCCAACCCCCGCCGCCACCCCCGAAGAAGACGACCAGCAAUUCGAAAACGACCCCUGGAUUGAGCCACCUCUCGCCAUGGACUACGGCUACAAUGUUCGUCUCGGCGCAAACGUCUUCAUCAACUUCAACUCCGUCUUCCUAGACACGUGCUUGACCACCAUUGGGUCCCGCACCCUCGUGGGACCCAAUGUUUCUUUCUACUCCGCCACGCACCCGCUCGACCCCGCUCUCCGCAAUGGCACCGCCGGGCCCGAACUCGGCAAGGAAAUUCACGUCGGCGAGGACUGCUGGAUCGGCGGAAACGUAUGUAUUCUUCCUGGCGUUACGAUUGGCAGAGGCAGCGUGGUGGGUGCAGGCAGUGUAGUGACGAAGAGUGUACCCGAAUUCACAGUUGUGGCGGGGAAUCCAGCGAGGUUCAUUAGGAAAGUAGAGACAGCCAUGCAGUCUACACAAAUCAAGGGGGAACCGGUGCUACCGUAG